This is a messenger RNA of Paramecium primaurelia, 1874 nucleotides long. The record is from the annotation of a GenBank genome assembly. Lineage: Eukaryota; Ciliophora; Oligohymenophorea; Peniculida; Parameciidae.
CGAUAGAGGAGUUGUCAUCAAACCAGGAUCUUCCAACAAUUAUGCCAAUGUCAUUUAAGUUUCUAAUGGUUAUAUCGGUGCUGUCUUUGAAGGAUUGAGAUGCUCUAAUACUGUUGCUUUCUAAUUAGUUUCUGUCUCCUCAAAUGCCUACCCACCUGUUAGUAGAUCAUCUAAUAAUGCAGAUAUUAUUAACACAAUUCAAAGAAUGGAUACUAGAGUAUAUAUUGAUAAUGUCUAAUUUGAUGGAUACAGAUUGGCUUAUGAUCAACACCCAUAAUGCAGUAAUAAUGCUGUCUUUAGAUAAAAUAUUUAUGCAUUGGAUGUGGUUGGUCAACAUUACUUGACUAAUACAAUAUGUUAAAAUUGUGAAUUUAAUGCAUUACUGUAUAGUUUGAGAAAUCCAAAUUAUGCUAAAUUAGGAUGGUAUGGAGGUUGUGGUCAAAUGGAAUGCAUUGGUUAAGUUAACUUCUUAAUUGAAGAUUAGACUGGUAGCUUCUUUGGUGAAAAAGGUUAGGCUAUUGGUAAUAAUUCAUAUUUCGGUCCAAGUGCAGCAUAUUGCAGUAGAUAAGAAUAAUGGAAUGGAUAUUGGUGCCCCUUAUUUAACAUUGGAGUCUUGAACUUCCUUAGCACAGCACCAGAUCAAAAUUUAAGACUAUUUUCACCAACUACUUUAAUGGGAUCAGGAUUCAAAAAUAUAUUGAAUGCAUUUGCUGAAUGGAAUUGGAAUGGACCUGAACCUUAAAACUCCAGAGAAUCCAAAUUUGUUGGAUUGAUUUAAAUCAAUACUACAAUCAAUAUGACUAAUAAGGGAGAGAAUCCAACAAAUUCAGAUUAUUGGUUAAGUAAGAGAACUAUCGCUGGACCAAAUAAUGAAUGGGUGAUCAUUGAAUUACAAUUUGAUGUUCCUAAUAUAGUGUAAGUCAGUGCCGAUGGUAAAUUAGUUUAACCUGGAUUAACAAGAGUAAUUUUAUAAUAUAAUAUUUUAGAUUAAUUAACAUAUGAAUUUAAUGGAAUACACCAAUGUUUGUGGUUCAAAUAAUUAUUUCUAUGAAAAUCGUACAAUUCAUUUUGUUGCGACAACUGGUUGCAAAGUGUCUCUUUCGAUUAAAAACACCUUAAUGAUUUCUACUAGAUUGGAAAUAACUACUUAAGAAUUCUUUGGAGAUAAAUUCUUAUAAUAUGCAUUUGCCCUUCUUGGAGAUGAUCCAUAUAAUUACUUUAUUGUUGGAACUUACAAAUCAAAGAACAGAAGAUUUUUAUCUAACUUUGUUGAUGUUCAAUGGGCUAUAAUUGAUAAUGCUGAUAUAGGCACAGUUGAAGCUCAAAGUUCUCAAUCAAAUCUUGAAUAAAUUGCUGCUAAUCUCCAAUCGUUUAACCCUGUUGAAUUAGGAACAGUCAUCAGCAACACUGCGGAAAUAUAAACUAUUAGCUCUUUGAAUUUCACUUCAACUGAGCAACCUGAUCCUUCUGCCAACAACUCUGGUUCACCUUCUGGUUCUAAUGAUCCUUAUUAUGGAAAUGAACCAGUGAACUAAGGAGAUGAAGAAUACGUAGAUCCGACUCUCAAUGAUGAUCUCCUUCAACAAAAUGAUUAUGUUGGCAAUUCUAAUGAUGAUUCAAGUGAAGAAAAUGUCUUCUAAAACCAAACUAAAAAAGGACUCAAAUAACCUUAAGACAAUUCAAACGAUAAUAUUUUAUUGAUUUCAGUUGUUUGCGCAGUGGGAGGUGUAGUUUUGAUUUCAUUAAUCAUAUCUGGUGCUUUAUGGAACAGAAGAUAGAAUGUACUUAAAACCAGAGUUCACUAAUAAAGUAGCCCAGAUAUUCUGUCAAAACCAGAGUAAAUAGAUGAUGACAUUGUGCAAUACAAUAUCUGA